Molecule: messenger RNA, 1959 nt
Organism: Ipomoea triloba (trilobed morning glory)
Lineage: Eukaryota; Viridiplantae; Streptophyta; Magnoliopsida; Solanales; Convolvulaceae
Product: protein FAR1-RELATED SEQUENCE 5-like
Exons: 7
Coding region: 1-1959 (652 amino acids)
Biological process (GO): regulation of DNA-templated transcription
Molecular function (GO): zinc ion binding
Source: RefSeq, a predicted model, not a curated record
AUGCCGUUCAUUUUGACAGUAAACUUACGGAGAUGUAAUGCCUUGAUUGAUGUUGAAUUGAGUUCUCCCAUUGAUGUUGAAUCAAUUCCAGUUGGCACUAUUCGGGGUGCAACUGAAGAGAAUUCACCGAUUGGAGUUCAUGCUAGUUCUUCUAAUGCUAUGGAUGCUAGUUCUUCUAUUCCAGUUAAUCAGGACUUGUUGGGGAUUACAGUUGCUUCAAUUGAAGAAGCAUAUAAUUUAUAUAAUGAUUAUGCUUCAAGAUUGGGAUUUAGUGUUAGAAAGGGCAAGCAGUAUUACGUUCUCGACUUGAAAAGGAGUGGGGUUGCACUGUCGGAUGGCAUCCGGUUUUUGAAGCAUCAGUCUGGAGGUUCACCUUUCGUUGGAUUUACACCAAGGGAUGCAUAUAAUAGCCUACUUAUAGAUUCGAUAAAGAGCCUAGAUGGCACCGAUUCGAAUUCAUUAAUUGAGAUCUUUAGGCAGAGGCAAUUAAAUGAACCUAACUUUUUCUUUGAUUUUGAAGUGGAUGGCGAUGCAAGAUUGUGUAGUUUUUUUUGGAGGGAUGCAAGAAUGAAGGAGGAUUUUGUGUUGUUUGGUGAUUUAGUAGUACAUGACACAACGUAUCGUACUAAUAAGUACGAUAUGAUUUGUGGUCCCUUUGUUGGCAUGAAUCACCAUUGUAUGAACAUAAUGUUUGGUUGUGGGUUUUUAUUGAAUGAAAGGAUUGAAUUAUUUGUUUGGUUGUUUAAGACAUUCUUGCGAGCUAUGGAUGGUAAGUGUCCACAAACAAUCAUGACCGAUCAGUGUUCUGCUAUGUCUGCUGCAAUUUCACAAGUUUUCCCAAGUGCAAGACAUAGACUUUGUAUUUGGCAUAUUGGAGAGAAUUCAAAAAAGCAUAUCAAAGGUUUAAGGAGUCAAAAAGGCUUUAUGGAGUUAUUUAAUCUUCUAUUGAAGUACACGGACACUGAAGCUGAGUUUGAAUUUUAUUGGAAUAGGAUGGUGACAGAGUAUAAGUGCCAUACAAAUGCUUGGUUAGACAAAUUGUAUGAUAUUAGGGAGAAGUGGUGUCCUGCUUUUAGUAAAGAUUACUUUUCUGGAGGUAUUUUAUCGUCCCAACGAAGUGAGACUACAAAUCAUUCAGUUUCAAGAAGGUUAUCUAAAACAUCUGGGUUGUGUGAUUUUUAUAACUCUUUUGUCAAUGUGGUUUCUGAGUGGAGGAGUAAAGAGAAUGGAGAAGAUGUCCGGUGUUCUCAAGGGUUGCCUACAAUGGCAUUGGAUCAUGUGAAGCUUCUUUUACAUGCUAGGAAUGUAUACACCAUAGAGGAUAUGACAAUAUGUUGUACUUGCAAGUUUUUCUCAGAGAUGGGCAUCCUUUGUUCACAUUGCUUGCGUAUUUUUAACAUUCAUUGUAUUGAAAAAAUUCCCGAGAAAUAUAUUUGUAAUAUGUGGACAAAAAAGGUGGCUGAAGACAGGAUAAUGGAUAUUGCAUCAUCUUCUAGUACUUUUACCGUUGCUUCUCCAAUUUGGGUUAUAGAAAUGGGUAGAAAAUUGCAAAGGUUGGUUCUAUCAAGUCAAGACAAUUGCAAAGCUCGACAAGUCUGUGAAGAAAUUUUUGAAGAUGGUAGAAGAAGGAUUGAAGGUGAGGUUGGUCCCAUUUGCUUUGAUGAUUUGGAAAGACCCAUGCCAAGUGGUGGUAUACAAAAUCCAGAACGAAGUGGUGUAAAAGGUGUUCGUAAUCGAAGGCCAAUUAGUACACUACAAAAAAAGUAUAACCAAGCCAGAAGUCGAAAGAAUUAUGCAAAGACGGUUGAAAAAAACACAAAGGCUGCAGUCCAAUCUUCUGUGCAGCAAGUUGUUUCUGAUAUUGUUGGUAGUGGUUAUCUUGUUCAUCCUAGUGGCAAUAAUAGUUCAGAGUUGAUUUGUGUUAGGUCUAAGUCUCAAAACAAUUCAAAUGAUAAUUAG